Messenger RNA from Brienomyrus brachyistius, 3872 nucleotides. Its product is annotated as C2 calcium-dependent domain-containing protein 4C-like. The transcript has 2 exons. NCBI's taxonomy places the organism in Eukaryota, Metazoa, Chordata, Actinopteri, Osteoglossiformes, Mormyridae. The record is from RefSeq and is a predicted model, not a curated record. The coding region runs from base 174 to 1457 and encodes 427 amino acids.
GGCUCACAGUUCAGACUGGAAAAGUUGGUAUGAAAGAGGUAGGACGCGGAAAGCCAAGGCGGGCAGAAGACGUUUGUUGACGAUUUUCACGCUACUCUCCUACUGAAGCGGAGCAACAACCCAUCAAUCCACCACAACAUCCUCUUGCUGGUCUGGACACGUCCAGCUGAACCAUGUGGCUCCUGGAGAAGAUCCGCGGGUCAAUUGACAGCAGCUCGUCUCGGCAGGCAGAGGCCGGGGAGAAGCAGGGAAAGGCCCCCACCUACAGCAAUGUCCUCACUCCGGACAAAAUCCCUGACUUCUUCAUCCCCCCCAAGCUGGUCUGCUGCCCCCCGGAAGGGGAGCCCCCUGACGUUCAGCCUCAGGCAGUGAUCCGGGCUUCCAGCUCCGACCAGGCCAUCGGCAGCAAGAAGCCCUCAGGCAGCCCCCGCAGUCCACGCAGCCCCCGGCUUAUGGGCAGGCUGAGCGGAGACACCAAGAACCUACUGAAGGCUGCUAACCGGCAUAUAAUCCAGAUCGAGAGCGCCGACGAGCUGACGGUGGGGGAAAUCGGGGAGCUCGCCGCCACCAACGCCGACCCGCAGGCGCAGACGGCCAUGUCGCUGCCAUACGUACCCAAAGCCCAGACGUCCUACGGCUUCGCCACGCUCAUGGAGAGCCCCCACACUCGCCGGAAGGAGUCGUUGUUCCACAGCGAGCACACCAGUCCCAUCACGUCGCCCAGCUCCCAACGCAAAAAGGCCGAGGGCAACCACCUGAACCCAGCCGAUUGCACCGCCUCGCACAUGAACCCGUACCGCUACUUCAGCGGCGGCGAGAGCGACACCUGCUCCUCGGCCGAGUCGUCGCCCUUCAGCUCGCCCCUGCUCUCCCGCUCUGCCUCCCUCCUCAAGAUGUUCACCAGCGAGACUCAGGCCAAGGUAGUGAAGGCCAAGAGAAGUUUCGCGCGUCACAGCUCCCUCUCCACGGAUGAGUGCAGCUCGGCAGACACCAGUCCCAGCCUGCAGCGUCGGCUCCGCUGUCCACUUAGCUUGGCCGGUGGCGCCGGUAGUGGGGCUGGGACUGUGGAUCGGUUGCAGCGUGAGCACACUGUCAACCUGCACCGCAGGGGCACCUUGCGGUUGCGCGUGCACUACGACACGGAUUCCUCACGCCUGCGCAUCCGGGUGCUAGCUGCCGAGGACCUGUACGACCUGGCCUAUGAUCUCAAGAGCAUCAACUGCUGCGUGGUCCUGUACCUUAACCCCGGCAAGGUGCAGAAACAGAGGAGCACCAUUGUCAAGAACAGCCGCAACCCCAUCUUCAACGAGGACUUCUUCUUUGACUCGUUGCCCUCCGUGCAGGCGAAGAAGAUGGCCGUGAAGAUGAAGGUGGUUAACAAAGGGACCAGCCUAAAGAGGGAUGUGCGGCUGGGAGAGAGGGAGAUCCCUCUCAGGGAGCUGAUCACUGGGCUUUAGAUCGCUUCCUGUUUCGUUGGAAGGAGAUGUCAGCAUUGGCAAAGAGAGUAUCAUGACCCAGCAGCAGUUAUUCACUAUAUUCUCCAGGUACACAAAGUAGAGUUCUCUGGUCCUGCUGGCCAUAGCUGCCUCCAUUACUGGUCCCCAAAUGCAUCUCACCGGCCCGUGAACUCAACCUCCAGUUGGACGAACUUUAAAUUUACCUUGAUUCAGGUCGAUAGAUUAAGCCGACGUGUGUACAUGCGUGCUUCCACGUAUGACUUUAUAUUAUGAAUGCAGUCUAUUUGGGUAUCAACCACUUAAGAGUACCUCGUGGUCCCUGCAGUGCCAGUUUGUGUUGUUUAAUAAUCCGAAAUGCAAAUGAACGCCACUGAGAGGGUGCCCUGGCUGCAGAAUUGCUCUCUCCUCAGAGAUUGCUUAUAACAUUCCGCGUAUCUGUCAGCACCAGCCGAGUCCUCAUACGUUGCACUGAUGCUUGCUCUUGGUGUUUAUCCAAAACCGCUGCCUUUAUUCCGGCCCUAUAAUGAGCUUUCAUUUUGUGUAGCGAAUGACUUCAUAAAAGAACACCCACAAGCCUUAUUAAGCAAUUUAUGACACUUAAAGUUUCACAAAGAGUGGCUUCACUUGCUAAAACGUUGGAGGAGUAUUGUCGUGUGUGCGGAAUGGCUGGCGUUAGAGCCCUUUGUAAAAGAUUUAUAAGCGUUAUUGAUGUAGGGGCCCCAAACUCGCAAAAUUGUCAAGUAUAACAGUAUUUAUACAUAUAUAUCGGUGUUUCUUUUUGUGCAUCCGUUACAGGAUCUGCAUGUCUGCACAAGAUAUACUAUGUUGUGUUAAAAAAAAAAAACAAAAAAAACUGCAUGAUAUUGUCGUACAGACAGCGCUGUAGUGCUCAGGAUUUUCCGGUUCACGACAAACAGAAACCAAGUGUGUUUCGGUGUGUAAUUGCACUUAUGUAGUCUAUUCGCACGGUGUCAGGGGAUCCAGGACUCCCGACAGAAGAUCCCGUCGCCCAUUUAGCGCUUCACUUGACGUUUUCAAUGAUGGGGCUCCAUCUUCGUAUUAUAAUGUAUCGUCAUCUUUUUAUGACUUACACCGUCGCGAUGCUUCAGAUGUGCAUCAGAAGUUUUCUUGAAGUGCACUGUAAUAAAUUUAAAAAUAUUACUGUUUUUUAUAAGUGCCGUUCAUAUAACGGGGGGCCACAGAUCGCCCCGCCAUCGUUGGCUAAUAUAGUCUGUCCAUCUGAAUGGAGAUAAACAUUUACUUCGCGUUUGACAUUUUUAAGUACGUGAGGUGGUAUAAAUAUUGUGUUCCAUUUUAAUCGCCAGAGUACGCCUACCAAAUAUUGUGAAUUAUUUUUGCAGUAGAUGUGUAGGACAGCAAAAUUGUUUUAAGUGCUCUUCGUUGUUUUAGGUUGAAGGUACUUGCUGUCCUCUUCAUCUAGUAUUCCCCGUCAGUUUAACAAUAAUAUGCACAGAAUAUUUUAUCGAUGGAAACACUGUUCACUGUUUCAAACCUGUUCAAAAUUGCACAUUUUUAAUACCCAGAAUGUAACGUUUGACACGGUGUCCAAACGAAAGGUCUUCCUCUUUUCAGCAUCAUCAACCAAACAAGUAAUCGGAUUGCAAUUCGCAGUUUUAUAUCAAGAUGGGGAAUUAAGCAGGCACUGCUUUAGUGAUUUAAAAACGAGUUGUUUUUUUCAUGGCCAAACUGCCUCUCAGAACAGAAGCCUUCUUAUCCAUCUGUCGGCAGACCACUAACCUGUGGUGUCUGUGUUUCAGACUCUCAGAUCUCAUACUGGAGCCUCUCUAACAUGAUUUUUUUUCCACUACUGGGAGCAUUAAUUAAGGUAUUACAAUUUCUAUUUCUAGCGUUCAUUAAACUACUGUCAAAUUGCAGGUGUUAAAUUUCCCAUUAAUUUGCCAUCGCUAGUCCAAGUCGUACGGCGGUUUAAUUACGCCGAGGGGUGAGAGGCCUUGAUGGGCAGAAAUCCGUCGGAUUACGGACUGCGAAAGGUUUCCACUCGUCUGCGGAGACGAAGUGGCUCGUUGUGGGGGAGGUGGUUUGAUACGGUUUCUGAUGAUAUUUCACUGGAACACAUUAAAGAUGCCGUACUGACGUGUUGAAGUUCAGGCAGGUUAUUAAAAACGAAGUGUCAGGUCUUGUUUGAUGCCGGAUUUCCUUUUGUGUUUAUCAAUGAUGGGUCACAUUCUUUUUUCAUGUAUAACACUUUUAAUUCUGUGUUGUCGAAAACGAUGGAUUGGAUAGUGUGUUUGAGUCAUGUACGUGUUUGUAUUUUGGAAGAGAUUAAAACUGAGUUUAUUAGUGGGUUUAAUGUGUGCUAAAAGAUUCUUGGCGGUAUGUUGUUAUUUACUGAACAAUUAUGCAGAUCAAUAAAAGUAAACAUUGCCUUUGAAA